CUGCCACUGGGAUUGCCACGCUGUUUCGCUACCCUUUCCUCGACUUAGUCCUUUCCUUUCUCUAUUCUCACCACAAACUACCAUUUUCAUUUCAUUUCAUUUCGUCGCUAGUAAUUUUCUCCAUAAUAAUUUGUCUUCCCUCUCCUCUCAGUCUUCAUUUGAUACAGUGGUUGCUGAUUCUAUUUUCAGUGCCAUGCUUCGCUUUCACCCAAGAUAGAAUCUUUUUUCUUUUUCCUUUGGGUGGAACGUUUAUGACUUAUGAGGAAAGAAGGACAUCGUCAACUGGGGGUUUGGAGAUAAUAAGAAAAUAUGAUAAUAAUGAACUCAGACACGUGCUGCUACACUUUACUUUUAAUAAAGUUUCUUAGGAACCGUGGGGUUUUGUUUUUGUUCAUCAUGCUUCUCAUUGGUAGAGCUGCACGAAAGCGUUGUGAACCCUCUGAAUUUAGCUUCACACGAUCAAGUUAGUAGAAAGUGGUGAUUUCACUGUUUCAUGGCAUAUUUGGAGAGUGUGAUCAUGAUGAUGGUUUGGAAUUAAUCAACUUGGUUCUGUCGGAAGGUUUCUUCUUAUCGUCUUCGUUAAACUAGCUAAGGAUACUCCCCUGAAUGGGAACUGAUGGCGGUGAACAGAUAGAGACAUUACCAAAUCCUCGCUCCUUUAAGGUACAUCGUACAAUGUGCACAGAACUCAGGAAAUUAGUUGAUAGGAUAUUGCGGAUUAUUCCACAGAUAGAAGCAGCACGCCCUUGUGGAAUGCAGGCUCUGUGUUUGCUGAACAAGGCAAUUGAUAAAGCCAGACAACUGCUGCUAUACUGCUCCGAAACUAGUAAACUUUACCUGGCAAUAACAGGGGAUUCCAUACUCUCAAAAUUCCAGAAGGCAAGAAAAUCGUUAGCCAAAAGCUUAGUCCAGAUUCUGAAUAUGGUUCCAGUUAUGUUGGCUGCAGAGAUUUCUCGACUAAUUGGUGAUCUUGAGUGUGUGACAUUUGUCUUCGACUCUGCUGAAGAAGCAGCUGGGAAGGUUGUGAAACGAUUGCUCCAGCAAGAUCCUUCAACGUCAGAUAAAGAUUUAAUGGAGGAAUCUGAAAUAAAAGAUUUUCAGUUUGUAGCAGCAAGACUUGGUAUUACAUCCCCAACGGCCAUCCUAAUAGAGAAACGAUCUAUUAAGAAGUUGCUAGAAAAACUCAAACGAAAUGACCAGACAAAAGAGAUUGUCUUGAAAAAUCUUUUGUUUCUCCUGAUAAAGCACCGGAAAUCAAUCACAGGAGAACAAAUGGAGGUCUAUUCUCAAAUUGAAGUACCAAUUACAACUGAGAACUCAGGUCAUGAGUCUCAAGAAAACCUUCAUGUCAAGUCAGACCCAUACUUGAGCCAUGGUCAGUAUAGAACUCAUGCCGGUGAUUUGAGCAGACUUACACCUCCUAAGGAAUAUACAUGUCCAAUAUCUUUAAGGUUGAUGUAUGACCCUGUUGUCAUUGCUUCAGGAAAAACAUAUGAAAGGAUGUGGAUACAAAAGUGGUUUGAUGAGGGUAAUACUAUAUGCCCCAAAACUAAAAAGAAACUGGUUCAUAUGGCAUUGACUCCAAACAUUGCCUUAAAGGACUUAAUAUUAAAGUGGUGUGAAACUAAUGGAGUCUCCAUUCCUGACCCGAGUAGGCUAGUGCAAGAUUGUCACUCAUGGGAAGCUUCCUCCAACUCCAUUAGGAGUUUUGGAAGUUCUUUGUAUGAUUUGAACUUCCCAACGGAUUUUAGUAACAUGUCUCUUGGAUCAUUAGAUACCAAUUAUAAUUCAGAUUCCUCCCACACUAAGGCCAAUCAUAGCUUAAAUUUGAUGUUGAACAAGAGCAGUGACAAUUCACACAGGCAUCAAUCUCGUGCACGGAUACAUGAUGCUGAUUGGAUGCAUUUGUCUAAACUCCAUGAGCGUCAAUGGGAAUCUCAAUGCCAAGUCAUUGAAAAUAUAAAAAUGGAUUUCAAAUGCAAUUGCCAAGCUUUUUGCUGUGUGUCAUCUGAGAAUUUCAUUGACCCACUCACGAGAUUUCUGAGCACUGCGUGUGAGCGGCAUGAUGUAAAAGCUCUGAGAGCAGGAACUAAGUUGCUAUUGGAAUUUAUGAAGUGUUGCAGAAAUGGUAUGACCAAUUUAAGUGAAGAUACGUGCAUUAUGUUGGAAAGUCUUCUUGAUACAGAAGUGAUUGGUGAAGCUCUCACCAUAAUGGAAGAACUGACAGGGAAUUGGUAUGAAAAAACUAACAUUGCAGCUUCCAGUGUACUCUCUUCUGUUUCAAAGAUCCUUGAUUCAGGUAAUGAAGAGUUCCGACGAAAAGCUAUUAAAAUAAUGAAUAAUUUUUCAUCCAAUGGUCAAAUUUGUCCCUACAUGGUGUCUCUCGGGUGCAUCCCAAAAUUACUGCCAUUUUUUGAAGACAGAACCCUUUUGAGAGACAGUAUACAUAUUUUGAAAAACCUUUGUGAUACUGAAGAGGGUAGGGUUACUGUUGUUGAAACAAAAGGAUGCAUAUCUUCUGUUGUUGAAAUACUUGAGACUGGCAGUGAUGAGGAAAAAGAAUCUGCGCUGGUUAUUCUUCUCUCCUUAUGCUCUCAACGUGUGGAAUACUGUCAGUUGGUUAUGUAUGAGGGGAUUAUUCCUUCUCUUGUCAACAUCUCCAACAAAGGAAGUGAUAUGGCAAAGGCUUAUGCAUUAGAACUACUCCGUCUUUUGAAGGGUGAUAGCGAGUUUGAGUAUGAAGAUUGUUGUGAGCCAAAUCUCAACGGCUCUCAAGAACCUAACAACAAUCACUAUCAAGAAAAGAAAUCGUCAAAGAAACCGUCAAUUUUGAAGAAACUGUCACUCUUCUCAAAAUCCAUUUCAGUUGCACCAAAAACCAAGAGAUGAAACUGAAUUCCCAUGCAUUUUGACCUUUUGUAUAUAUCCUCCAGAACCUUUUUAUGUGCUUGAUAAGAGACAUUUUGGAUUGCUGGAUGACAGAUAGGAUUUUUAUAUAGGGUCUUUUAAUCUUUGUAGUGGGUAUGGUCUACUACAUAAUUUUGCAAAGUAACUGCUGACUGUAUGAAGUAUAGUUCUGCUUUAUGGUGUAUAGUUAUUAUUUUGACAUGCCAAGCCGGGGAUGAAGAUGGUAGAGAAGUUCUCCUUUUUUUCUUUUCCUCUCAAGAUGUCAACGGGACGUUUGAUGCCUGUGGCUUGGUGGUCUCGGAUUAUAGUUAUAGGAACAGCCUUAGUUGGUAAGGCAUUGAGCUGCCUUUCUAUUUGUUAUUGUAUAUGCUGAACAGAGUUUAGGGGAGAUAUUUUGAAUGGUUUAUAAUUAUAUUGUUCUCAUACCACUCACUGUCUAUAUUAUUUUAUUUUAUGUUCAAA
Messenger RNA from Glycine soja, 3369 nucleotides. RefSeq names its product U-box domain-containing protein 5-like. Gene Ontology annotation, biological process: protein ubiquitination. Lineage: Eukaryota; Viridiplantae; Streptophyta; Magnoliopsida; Fabales; Fabaceae. Gene Ontology annotation, molecular function: ubiquitin-protein transferase activity. The transcript has 8 exons. Gene Ontology annotation, cellular component: cytoplasm; nucleus. The coding region runs from base 607 to 2889 and encodes 760 amino acids. The record is from RefSeq and is a predicted model, not a curated record.